AUGCUUUCCCAUGCGAAUGCAUCAUCUUUGGAUACUACUACUACUACUGCUCGACGCUGUUUUGCGGAUAAUCAUCAUCACAACCAACAACAAGAACAGCAUGACGUUUGUCAAGAGCCAACUCGACGUCCCUGGUAUUUUGAUGAUUCGGGACAACUUGUUAGUCCAAAAGGAGCCUGCUAUACUAUAGCUCCUUCCAUUCUCAAGUCUCAGUCUCAUGAUGCAUUCAGCUACAACAAGCCUUCUUCUUCUACAACACUUACUUCGGUAACAUCCUCCUCCUCCUCCUUUGAUGAGUGUUGUGGUCAACCCAACAACAACAGCAAGGAGCAUGAUCAUGAUGAUGGACAACAACAACAACAACAACAACAACACCCUAUGACAACAAGCCUUGCUGGUGGUGGUGGUGAUAAAGAAAAACGAGAGGAUGGAUCCCCUGGUAGUACCACACCCACCUUUUUGCAUGCUCAGCAUCCUCUUCAUCAACACCCUCAUCAAUCACAUCGCAAAAAGAGGUCCCGCCGGUAUCGCGGAAGAAAAGGAAACAGCAACAAGGAUAUCAAAGAAAACAAUGCUGAGACCGAUACCACCAAAACUUUAGCUUCACCUUCACCCCAACACUCAUCUUCAACUACAACGACUGCUACUACUACGGCAGAUCAGCUGACGUCGCGACUGCGGUCUCUUUCAAUGUCAUCUUCCACCACCAGCUCAUCACCAGCCCCGCCAACAUUGUCAUCAAGUAAUACCACGACGCAUCAAUCAAGCUAUACUUUUGAUAAGAAUGUGCUGCUGCCAUCAUCAUCAUCAGCGGCUGCUGUGGAUCUAAUGGAAGAAGGCCAUGAUGUCGUCGGCAGCUGCGGAAUCGAUGAUCGGAAACAUUCCGAGCUGGGUGGAUCACAUGAAAGUAGUAGUACGUCGCAACAACAACAGGCAAAAAGCAACAUCACCACAGAAAAGAAACAGCGUUUAUACAAGACUGAGCUUUGUCGUAAUUGGGAAGAGCUUCAAAUAUGCCGGUACGGUGACAAGUGCCAAUAUGCGCACGGACAGGAUGAUCUACGUGAUGUCGAAAGGCAUCCCAAAUACAAGACGCAAGUAUGCCGCACCUUUUAUCAAACAGGGACCUGCCCUUAUGGAACACGAUGUACCUUUCGCCAUGAUGAAAAUGGGUUGUUGCUUCCUGCUUCUUCGGCUUUGAUUCAACAACAACGACCCCAAUUACAACAACAACCAAAACUAUUUCAUCAUCAUCGCAAUAAUCGCACUUGUACAUACAUGACCCCAGCAGCUUGGAUGACGAUGACGACCCAUGCCGAUGCAGCACAGGUACCACCUUCUGACAGCUAUAAUAACAACAACGUCCUCCUUUCUUCCGAUGCCGAAAGCUUAUUGCCGACCGGGCUCUUGAGCGACCUUGAUGAACCACCAUCGCAUAUUCGACCACCCGUAGUAGGUUCGAUGAUGUUACCUUGUAUCCCAUCCUCACUUGUUUUUCAACAUGGACACCAACCACAUCCACCCUUCAACCAUAAUAUUUGGAAACAGCAUCAACGCAAUGACAAUGAGGGUACCCAUGGCACCAACUCCUCGUCCUCCUCCUCCUUCAUCCCUUCUUUUCUUUGA
Molecule: messenger RNA, 1626 nt
Organism: Lichtheimia ornata
Lineage: Eukaryota; Fungi; Mucoromycota; Mucoromycetes; Mucorales; Lichtheimiaceae
Exons: 3
Coding region: 1-1626 (541 amino acids)
Molecular function (GO): metal ion binding; mRNA binding
Source: RefSeq, a predicted model, not a curated record